This is a messenger RNA of Helianthus annuus (common sunflower), 1437 nucleotides long. RefSeq names its product glycine-rich cell wall structural protein. NCBI's taxonomy places the organism in Eukaryota, Viridiplantae, Streptophyta, Magnoliopsida, Asterales, Asteraceae. The record is from RefSeq and is a predicted model, not a curated record. Bases 1 to 1437 code for a protein of 478 amino acids. The transcript is spliced from 3 exons. Gene Ontology annotation, biological process: carbohydrate metabolic process. Gene Ontology annotation, molecular function: hydrolase activity, hydrolyzing O-glycosyl compounds.
AUGGUAGGGGUCCCGAGUUCGGAUCUUGAAUACGUAGAUUCAAGUCGCAACAAUUCACUUGAUUGGGUGUAUAAUGAGGUUAAGCCGUCUGAUGGCGCCAUUGGUGUACAGCGCGUUGACCAACAUCCACGAUACGAAGUGGUUGUGUUUUAUGGCGUCGGGAAUCCAAUCAAAGUUUCAACUUUGAUUGACUGGACCUUGAUUGGAGCCGAUUUUCCUCCAUCACAAGGCGCAUUUAGGGAUGACGUUAGGGUUUACAUUGACCCGAUCAUUGCAUUCCUAGCUGUGAACAAUGUGCCAUUAAAUCUUUCUGAAGAGGAAACAAGGACAAUAAGUGGGUAUGGUGUGGGUAUAGGAGGUGGUGGUGGCGGCAGCAUUGGUGGUGGUUAUGGAGGUGGAAUUGGGGGUGGCAACGGAUUUGGUGGUGGUGGUGGUGUAGUAGGAGGAGGGGGAGGAGGAGGAGGAGGCAUUGGUAAAGGUGGUGGUGGACAUGGUGGUGGUUCGGGAGGUGGUGGUUAUGGUGGGGGUGGACAUGGUGGUGGUUCAGGAGGUGGUGGUUAUGGUGGUGGUUCAGGAGGAGGAAUUGGUAAAGGCGGUGGUAGUGGUGGAAUAGGAGGUGGUUCUGGGGGUGGUGGUGGUGAAGUUGGUGGAGGAAUCGGUAAAGGUGGUGGUGGUGGUAGUGGUGGUGGUGGUGGAAUAGGAGGUGGUUCUGGAGGUGGAAUCAAUAAGGGUGGUGGUGGACAUGGCGGUGGUUCGGGAGGAAGAAUUGGUAAAGGCGAUGGCAGUGGUGGUGGAAUAGGAGGUGGUGUUGGAGGUGGAAUUGGUGGUGGUGGUGAAGUAGGUGGAGGAAACGGUAAAGGUGGUGGUGGUGGAAUCGGUAAGGGUGGUGGUGGUGGACAUUAUGGUGGUUCGGGGAAAGGAUUUGGUAAAGGUGGUGGCGGUGGUGGUGGUGGAAUAGGAGGUGGUUCUGGAGGUGGCAUCAGUAAGGGUGGUGGUGGUGGACAUGGUGGUGGUUCAAUGGGAGGAACUGGCAAAGGAGGUGGUGGUGGUGGAAUAGGAGGUGGUUAUGGAGGUGGCGGCGGUGGCGGAAUUAGUGGUGGUGGUGGAAAAGGAGGAGGAAUCGGUAAAGGUGGUGGUGGAAAAGGAGGUGAUUAUGGAGGUGGAAUUGGUAAGGGUGGUAGUGGUGGUAGACAUGGUGGUGAUUCAGGGGGAGCAAAUGGUAAAGGUUGUGGUAGUGUUGGUGGUGGAAUAGGAGGAGGUGGUUCUGGUGGUGGCAUCGGAGGUGGUGGUGGUGGAGGCUUUGGAGGUGAAAUUGGUGGUGGCGUUGGAGGUGGUGGUGGAGGCUUUGGAGGCGGAGGUGGAGGUGGUGGUAGUGGAGUAAUAGGUGGUCAUGGCGCGGGAGCCCAUGGUGAGUUUGUAAAAGGGGGUGGCAACUAA